This is a messenger RNA of Styela clava, 3082 nucleotides long. Its product is annotated as peroxiredoxin-2-like. Gene Ontology annotation, molecular function: thioredoxin peroxidase activity. Gene Ontology annotation, biological process: response to oxidative stress; cellular response to stress; cell redox homeostasis. Gene Ontology annotation, cellular component: endoplasmic reticulum; cytosol. Lineage: Eukaryota; Metazoa; Chordata; Ascidiacea; Stolidobranchia; Styelidae. The record is from RefSeq and is a predicted model, not a curated record.
GUCAUUUAUGCAAUCAUAAUCGUAUCUGAUUACCACACUGUGACAUCACAAUGAAGCUGAGAAUUAUACUCUUAUCUCUUGUUAUCUUCGUCUGCAAUGCUGAGGAGGAGAAAUACCCUGGUGUUUUUUGGCCAUCUUACCAAAGUCAUUUGCUGCAGUCUACGAAAGCUCAGAUCUCAAAACCUGCUCCAGACUGGGAGGGAACAGCGAUAGUUGACGGGGAAAUCAAAAAAAUAAAAUCAAGCGACUAUCUGGGAAAGUACCUGGUGUUUUUCUUCUACCCCCUGGAUUUUACCUUCGUAUGUCCGACUGAAAUCAUCGCGUUCUCCGACCGAGCGGAAGAAUUCAAGAAAAUCAAUACUGAAGUCGUUGGCUGCUCAGUGGAUUCACAUUUCACUCAUCUUGCAUGGAUAAACACAGCACGUAGGGAGGGAGGUCUCGGCAAGAUCAAUUUUCCUCUUCUCUCUGACCUGACUCACAAGAUAUCGAGGGAUUACGGCGUUCUGCUGGAGGAUCUCGGUCACACAUUGAGAGGUCUUUUCAUCAUUGACACACAAGGAACCUUGAGACAGAUCACAAUGAAUGACCUUCCUGUCGGUCGCUCAGUCGAUGAAACUCUUCGUCUUGUGCAAGCGUUCCAGUACACGGACCAACAUGGAGAGGAAUGCCCUGCCGGAUGGAAGCCUGGUGCUGAUACUAUAAUACCUGACCCAAAAGAAAAGAUGAAAUAUUUUGAAAAGAAAGAGCUGUAAAGAAAUGAAUGGACUGAUCAAUCUUACGCUUUUGUUCGCUAAAUAGUUUUGGGUGUUUUUGUUUUGCUGUGUUUUGAAAACACUGGGUCACUGAGGUAGUGGGUGUGGGAGUCUAAUGAGUUCCGCACCACCCCCACCCAAAGAAUAUUCCCAGACUAUCUAAUUUUAAAUAUUUGCUUUGCAAGAAAUUAAACACAGAAUUACCUGGAAAUUCACAUAUGCAUAGUUUUGGUUAUCAGUUUAGGUAACGCUAGAUUUUAGACUUUUUUUUCACUUGAUCAAAUUUUUCGUUUAUAGUGAUUUGAAACUCUUGCUACAGACUAACAUAGUUCAGUUAGUUACAUUAGACAAAUCUCAUGUAAAGUUCAUACAAAUCUCUAUAAAAAAACCUCAACGGAGAUGGUAAUUUCGUUUUAUACCAAGCCCAACCUUUCCUCACAUUGUGAGAGACCAAAUUAUUUUACUGACUACAUAUUCUGACCCACUGUCCCAUUUUAUCCAAGUUUUCAUGAAGGUUGAGAUCGUCACACUCUUGGAAAUUAAAUUCCAUAACGCUUACAUUUGAUUCACAUUGUUGAUAGAUAAAAAUAAGCUACAUAUCUAAAUUUGUGAAAGCAUUCCAUUUUAAACCAACCAUUCCUAGACAGUAUAUAUAAGACCAGGGCCUUCCAACUAAGUCUGGGAAUAAAUUACCAAAUUAAAGCAAUAUAAUUUUAAAUUUGGUUUGAAGACUGGGCGUUUAUUUUAUACUCGCAAGGUUCGUUAAUUGAAGUUACUUUAUUUGUGAUUUUAGUUAAAAGGUAAAGACAAUUUCUAUCACAGAAUCCUACUUUUCAGCCUUUACCCUUAUCCCUACUCAGACUUUCAAUUCGUUUCACACAAAGGCCCCAAUUGCUAAGGUCGGCCCUGUAUCAGCCCAACAUAUCAUUCAUCCUGCAUUCCGCGGCCCACUGUUCCAUUUAAUUGAAUAUUUUUUUCUGAAUGUGUGAACUUAUUUCUUGUUAGAUAGUUUUUUAAUCAGCUCGUUUUCAAAUUUAUUGGACUUAGUUACUAUGUGUUACUAGAUUGGUGAAUUAGUGUCGCCGCCUGUUUCUGAAUAGUAGAAUAGAGUUCGUAGAAUUCUCAAAUCUUUCCGCUUCCUAUUCCUGAGAAAGGCUCUGAACAAGAAGUCACUGAUUGCUAGAUAGAAUGUUGGUUUUGAGCUCAUAUUGCUCGUGAAAUAUAUAAGUCGAGUCUAUCCAAAGGUUUCCCGAACUGGGGUCUGCUUUCCUCCUGGAGGUCUGUGAUGACUGCACAGAGGUUCGCAACAACUCCGCUGAAACAUAUACAGAGAGAUCAUGAUCUUAUCUAAUUGCCUUUGGCAAGUAUUUACUGUUAUAGUAUGUAUUGAUUCAGACUUUCAUGAGUUUUAUGUCACUGAAGGAAACAUGAUCCUCGUUAGUUAGUUCCAGAAAUUGAUACGACAUAGGAUGGGGGCCCGUCAAGAAUAAGGUUAAUUAACAGGGGUUCGUGUCCAAAAAGUUUGGGAAACUCUGGUAUAUCCUAUCGUGUUCAACAUUGCAACCACUUGCCAUAAUUCUUUGUUAUAUUGCAAGUUUUGCUCUGAGCCUGUGAUGCCAAUACACCAACAACGGCUCGGAUGGGGCUUGCAAAAUUUUAUUUCUGCCCAAGACGAAGUUUCUGAAUGAUGCUCCCCAUACCAAUUAUUCUCAUUUUCACAUCAUUUUUUCUAGUUAUCCAUUUCAAAUGAAGUCUUGAUAUGAGGAAACUUGCUAAAAUAAUUGUGUGCGAGUACUAUCCAAUGGUUUGCAGCUUUUCCAUUUGUUUAUUGGUAUUUAGAUCUAGCGUUCAGGACUUUGAAGUGAAAACUUCAAAGAUUUUUUUCGUUUUCCUAGAUCUGUAUAUAUGUAAGUUUUGGUUUUCUGUAAAGGGACUGUAAAGUUGAGUUUUACAUCCUUGGAUCAAAAAGUUGUACUCUAGAUUUUAUAGAAUGGAAUUAAUAGAAAGAAUAAUAAAAUCUUCAUAUUACGACAGAUAUCAAAGACUUGCCUAACCCUGGUUUGUUUGUUCAGACUACUACAGGGUAACCCGUCCUCCCCCCAAAAAAAAAUUUUUUUUUUAAAAUGACUUCAUGAUUUCAUACUGAAACUUUUGGGUGCCAUCAUACAUAAUCAGAAGUUCAAAUGUUGCAUAAACUAAUCAAUAAAUUUAUGGAUUCUGCUUUGUCUCCCGAGUUAAUUAUGGCCAAUCGUUUAAUAUUUGCUUUCAUUGUGAAGAUGUGUUUUCAAUAUUAUUCCAGAAAAUUCAAAGAAAAAGUUUUUGUUGCUUUA